Selaginella moellendorffii is the source of this 1182-nucleotide messenger RNA. Its product is annotated as 26S proteasome regulatory subunit RPN13. Gene Ontology annotation, biological process: ubiquitin-dependent protein catabolic process. The transcript is spliced from 13 exons. Gene Ontology annotation, molecular function: endopeptidase activator activity; proteasome binding; ubiquitin binding. Lineage: Eukaryota; Viridiplantae; Streptophyta; Lycopodiopsida; Selaginellales; Selaginellaceae. Gene Ontology annotation, cellular component: cytoplasm; nucleus; proteasome regulatory particle, lid subcomplex. The record is from RefSeq and is a predicted model, not a curated record. The coding region runs from base 62 to 931 and encodes 289 amino acids.
AACUAGGGUUUAAGAAAGCCCUAGGAGGCGGGCCAAGGAAUCUCUUCUUCUCUCUUCCGCCAUGGAGACGGUGCUUGUAUUCAAGGCGGGCAAAAUGCUGAUGGAGGGAGUCCAGGUCCGCGCGGAUCCAAGGAAGGGCUUGUUUUGCAUAGCCAGGGACGAGGCCGGGCUUGUGCACGUCCAGUGGCAGGAUCGCGUGUCGGGAGCUGUGGAGGACGAUCAAAUCGUCUUCGCGGAUGAAGCAAUCUUUGAGAAGGUCCAGCAAUCCAAUGGCCGAGUUUACAUCCUAAAGUUCAAGACUGAUGAUAGAAAGAUGUUCUUCUGGCUCCAGGAGCCAAAUCCUGCGGGUGACGAGAGGCUGUGCGACGCCGUGAACAUCCAAAUCAAUCAGCCGGUAGUGGAGGAAGCGUCGGUAGAGGAAAGUAUCGAGCGUGACAUUGUCAACACUGCUGACGAUACUGGGAAAGCCACCCCGUCCGGAGGAGGAGCGGUCGAGAACAUCAGAAAUCCUCCCGUGCAGCUCGCCGAGCUACAACAGAUACUGGCAAACCUCGGCCAGAGCCUGAAUGGCCACGGGGGGACAUCAAGAGCAUUCCAAGAUCCAGGGCCUAGUCUGACGGACGUUCUUAAACCGGAUCAUGUCCUCCCGCUGCUUGAAAACUCCCACCAAUGGGAGGAGAGACUGUCUCAGUAUCUUCCCGAGGGGAAAUGGACACCCGAGGCCAUCGCGGAUUUAAUGCAGAGCCCACAGUUUCGUCAGCAGCUUGACAUGUUCACUCACGCUCUCAGGUCGGGUCAAAUGGAUUUGCAACAGUUUGGCAUUGAUCCGAGUCAGUGUGACUUCACUGUAGCAUCGUUUCUAGAAGCGAUACAAAACCAGGUGGAAGCUGGGGACCAUUCGCAGCGCGACGUGGAUGACAUGGACGAGUGAGUGAUUUGUCACUCUCCGAUCCCUCUAGUAGUAAUUGAGAAACUGGAUUUUGCUGGAGGAAGAGAUGGGGACUUGAACAUACAAGCCUGGCGUUUUCCUCCCUCCCAGCGUAAGAUCACGCGGUUUGUACAAGCAUGAGACCAGCUUUCACCUUUAAGAAAGAAAAGAAGGAACUAUCAAUCUCAAAUAACGAGACCUUUUGAAUCGAUGAAUGAAAAUCUAGCUCACCUAAAGCAGGCCUGAUUUCUCCA